AUGCCAGAUGGCUGCUUCUCACUAAUGAGGCCCAGUCUAGGACCAUCAUUCACCGUAACGGAUGAAGACCUGCGCUUGGGCGACCCGAGUGAGACGAUCCGGCGUGCAUCCAUGAUGCCGGGUCAGAUUCUGGAGUCACUAAACUCUCGGCGGUUCUCCCUUGCACCUGAAGCGAGUUCAAGCCAAGCUCCCACGCGCUCUCAGCCCCAGCGCGCCACUAUGCUGCCAGGUCAGAUCCAAUCCAGCACUGCCGCUCACCGGGCCUCUCAGCUCACAAAAACAAGCUCACAUUCACACACUUCAGAGAACAAACGUAGCCCGCUGGCUCCCAAACGCCCGGCAUCACAACUGCAAGGACCAGACACCCCUGAGGCAAAGAAGUUGGCCAGUUGUUUCCCACGGCCAAUGACACCUAAAGGCCGCUUUGGAAACCAAAACAGACCUCCAGUCUCUCCGGCUGAGCGAAGGCAGUCUGUGAUGUUUACUGUGGUAAAUACUCCAAAGAACAGUGUUCGUGGAGACAGCAGGCUUCAGCGCGGCCUCAACAAGCUGCGUAACAGCGCCCGCAAAUCUCCUGCCGUGGCCAGUCGGGCUUUGCGCUCGGCCGUGAGCGGGAAGUCUCCCCUGGACGUCACUCUGAGGAAAUCUCCUCGAAACAAAUCCCCGAAAAUAUCCAAUGCCAAAAAGGGAACACAGUGACCGCCUGUGCUGAUCUAUGCAGAAAUCAAGUUAAGGAUCAAGGUUUAAAUUUGAAGAUUGGAUCCAAAAACAACCAUUUCCUUUUCCUUUUUAUGUUCUUCUCUCUUUUCAGAUAAGUUAAUUCUUAUUAUGGGAUGCAGUAGUGUUAAUUACUGUCCUGUCAUGUAUUAUAUUUAAAUGUGCUUCUUGUUCUCUGAUAAUAAAGUCUUUUAUAUCAAA
Messenger RNA from Danio aesculapii, 918 nucleotides. RefSeq names its product nuclear mitotic apparatus protein 1-like. The transcript has 6 exons. Gene Ontology annotation, molecular function: microtubule binding. The record is from RefSeq and is a predicted model, not a curated record. Gene Ontology annotation, biological process: establishment of mitotic spindle orientation. The coding region runs from base 1 to 699 and encodes 232 amino acids. NCBI's taxonomy places the organism in Eukaryota, Metazoa, Chordata, Actinopteri, Cypriniformes, Danionidae. Gene Ontology annotation, cellular component: spindle pole; spindle microtubule; centrosome.